Molecule: messenger RNA, 388 nt
Organism: Paramecium sonneborni
Lineage: Eukaryota; Ciliophora; Oligohymenophorea; Peniculida; Parameciidae
Source: the annotation of a GenBank genome assembly
AUGAUAUUUUUAAGUUGCAGGAUGAAAAAUAGAAGAUUAACAAAUUUAGUGAGUAUUAGAAAUAAUGAAAUUGCUGAAUUUAAAUUUAAAUUAUCAGAAUAUGAAUAGAAAUAAAAAUUUUUAAGUGAAUCAAAUUCAGGAAAAUAAAAAUUAUAAAAUAUGAUACUGAUUUAAGAAAUUGAUUAGUUAAAGGAAAAAAGGUUAGAAACAAAAAAUGAGAUGAGUUUAAUGAAACUAAUAAAAAAUGAUAAAUUGAAUGAAGAAAGAGUAAUUUAUUUAAUUAAUACUUUUUUAGGGGAAAGUAUUAACUUAAAAAUUAGAAAAGCAAAUAAGAAUAAACAAGGAAAAUGAAAUAGAAUUAUUGGGUUUAAGAUCAAAAUGUUAAUGA